Molecule: messenger RNA, 1178 nt
Organism: Paramecium octaurelia
Lineage: Eukaryota; Ciliophora; Oligohymenophorea; Peniculida; Parameciidae
Source: the annotation of a GenBank genome assembly
AUGUAUUCUCCAGAUUCUUCUAUUGAUGACAGAUACUUUUAUAACCCUAUGAACUCACUCUCAGAAUCAGAAUAAGAUAUGACAUUUUAAAACAAGUCCUCCUUAAUUAGUGAAUAACCUGCUGUUGUAGCAAAAAAAACAGGCACUAUCAUUGAAAAUUCAGUACAAUCACUCGAAAAAAAAACAAUCAACUUUAAAAUGGACAAUAUUGAUAACUUCAAGGAAGUAAAGUUGCCUGAUCAAUCUUUCAAUAAAUAAACGCCAUAGCCUACUCAAAAUGUCUAGAAAGCUCAACCUCAAGUAAAUUAAAAUGUCAAAGUUCAAAAAACAAUUGACCAGAAACCUACAGCUGUUGGAAAUUCUAUUGCGGAAUAAACAAAUACAAGUGCCAGGAAAAAACCAAGAAUUUUUGAUCCUCUUAAUACAGAUGAAAAAUUGGAGUAGACAUGUAACUAAAUGAUUCAUAUUAUUUACAGCAUUCUUAAAAGAACUUAAUAGAAUGGCUGGAGAAGAAGCUUAAAAGAAACACGUAGAGGUCAAACAAAUGUAAUUUAAAUAUUAUUAAUCUAUAUAGCUAAAAUGCUGAGGAUCUAAUAAUUCAAAAGCAAUUAUUUCUAUUCACUAAUUAUAAUGAGAAGAAUGUACAAUAAUACAUUGACAAAGCAAAAGAUUAAGUUGAAAGGUUGCAAAGCUAAUAGGAACUUUUACUGUAAUUCAAAGAGUACAAUGAUAAAUUAAACGAAAUUGGACCUCAGUGCUUGGAUAAGGAUAUGACUCUAUUAGAUGUAAAUGAUUAGCAUUAACAGUAGUAAACAUCUGCAGAAAAAAGGAAGCAGAAAUCCAGGGAAGAAUUUAAAUUACUAUAUACUCAAAUAGCCAAAAUGGAGAUGGCAAGUAGAACCGAUUAUGACCAGGAUUGUACUGAGAUGAUCUCAAAUAUGUUGAAGGAUAUAGAAAUCAAACUAAAAUUAGAAUUUGCAAUCGAAAAUCUAUAAAGGCUCAAGCCUUAACUUUAGUUGCUUAAAAACAAUAGAAAUUUUUAAACCGAGUUCCAAGCUUAUUUGGAUUUAAUAAAAUAGUCUUAGAAAUAUGAAUCAGAAAAAUUGAAGCCUUAGUUAGAAUUAAUGAAAUCGAGUCUUAAGAUAAGAGCAUAAAAGAUUUUUUAAUAGAUAAAUUGA